AUGGUUCUCAAUUCAUGAAAAAAAGUAAUACAUUAUUAAGGAAAGACAGUAAUUCACAAACCUGACAGAUGAGCACAAUGCAGGUUUUCCAUUAGCACUGUACUAAAGAGAUAGACCUGUCUAGAUCUAGUUACAAUCUCUAUCUCACACAUUGGAAACCUGAUGACAGUCUGCAACUUGUGUCGGCCAUUCAAGCAAACUAAUGCCACCUGAAACCGCAUCCACUGAGGUUAAUAUUUAACAAGCGUUGAGAGUUUGGUUCCUCACAAAAACAAGCAUCUUUCCAGUUGUUCUCUACUGUGUUUGGCGUCAAGGUCUUUCUACAACUAACCACAGUCAAGUGUCAUUUUGAAUCCAGAGAUACGAACACACUGGCAUCAUGUAUGCCAAUUCUGGAACAGAAAAUGUGUCCAUGUCUUUGAACUUUAUGGGCAGGAAGUUGCGUAACCAUACUGUUGUCCCAGCAACAAAACAACGUGCCUGGGAGACCACUGACCUUUCUCGAUAUCAGGAUGAUUUAGUGGUCUCCACCCGAGCUGUACUUUCCCAUCCCAUUGUGUCAUCAGAGGAACUGCCAGGCAGUAUUCCUGAUCUAAGAGAACAGGUUCAGUGGCGUAGACCAUGUAACAUCCAUAAUACACUCCUAGACCAGGAUAGAGAUAGAGGUAAAAUCAGAGUAUUCUGUCGAAUAAGGCCACUGACUCGUGCAGAGCAGGCAAAAAGAUAUCACAUCAUUGUCGCUUCUCUUGAUGACUACUCUGUUAUCCUGGAGACCCCUCGAGGACCUCGUGAGUUUCAGUUUGACAAGAUCUUCAACCCAGAGUGCACGCAGGAGGAGGUUUUCACGGAGUCCAGUGGGCUGAUCCAGUGUGCGAUUGAUGGAUUUAACGUUUGCAUUUUUGCAUAUGGCCAUACGGGUUCAGGAAAAACCUUCACAAUGGUUGGAGACAGAGAUCGGAGGAACCCGGGAAUCAUUCCCAGAACGUUCACCAAGAUCUUUGAGAUCAUCCAGGAUAAUGAGUCUAAAUUUGAGUUUAAGGUUUCAGCCUACAUGCUGGAGCUGUACAACGAGCGCCUACAGGAUCUCUUUGUGACCCCCACUGAAGCUUUCAGCAAGCGAAUCGAAAUUAAGAGGGACAGAAAGGGGCUUGUGUUCAUCCAGGGAGCAGAGACAAAAGAGGCAGCCAGCGCUGGCGAACUCUUUGCAUUAUUUGAGCAGGGCUGUGCAAACCGCCACAUUGCAGCCACAAAGAUGAACGUAGAGAGUUCCCGCUCUCACCUGAUCAUUGGCAUCAUGAUUGAGAGCCGGAAUCUGACCAAUGGGAGCGUGAGUUUCGGGAAGCUCAGUCUGGUGGACCUGGCAGGAAGUGAACGAGCAGCAAAAACUGGUGCCAAAGAUGACCAGCUGAAGGAGGCAAACUCAAUUAACAAAUCUCUGAGUGCCCUUGGAGAUGUCAUUUCAGCUUUGUCGGUGGAUCAGCCUCAUGUGCCCUACCGUAACAACAAGCUGACCCAGCUCAUGCAGGACUCACUGGGCGGCAAUGCCAAGACCCUCAUGUUCCUCAACAUCUCUCCCUCUGACUGCAACCUGGACGAAACUCUCACCUCACUCAUCUAUGCGACUCGGGUGAAAGCCAUCACCAACAAUGCUCAGAGGAACAUAGACAGCAAGGAAAUCGCUCAGCUGAAAGAGGUGAUUUUAAAAUUGAAAUCAGGUCAGCCUGUGGAAGAAGACCCGUAAACUUCCAUCAUAGAACUCUAAGGAUAUGGCUGUUUUAAAUUAAGACCGUUUCUAUGUAUGCAUGUUACAUAAUUUUUUGACCAUCUCUCAUAACAUUUGAGCAAAACAUUUAAUAUAUAAAUAAAAACCUUAAUCAUCA
Carassius carassius (crucian carp) is the source of this 1880-nucleotide messenger RNA. RefSeq lists its product as uncharacterized. The record is from RefSeq and is a predicted model, not a curated record. The transcript has 10 exons. The coding region runs from base 380 to 1741 and encodes 453 amino acids. NCBI's taxonomy places the organism in Eukaryota, Metazoa, Chordata, Actinopteri, Cypriniformes, Cyprinidae. Gene Ontology annotation, molecular function: microtubule binding; ATP binding; microtubule motor activity. Gene Ontology annotation, biological process: microtubule-based movement.